CUGGUUGCCACACCCAGACGUACAAUCACAUCACCCAGGGGCUGAUCCAGAGUGCCAACUAUCCAUUUAACUACUCCAGUUGUGAGGCUUGGAUGAUACAGUCUGACGGACUGAACAUCACCAUCAGCUUUGAAGACUUAGACCUGCCAAAGGCCAGCAAUGGCAGCUGUAUAGACUUUCUCCAAAUUGGACCCUUGCCUACGACCAAAUUCUGUGGGAAACUAGAUGACCCGAUUCCCAAGGUGUACAUUUCACAGCGCAGUCACGUCUGGAUGUACCUUCAUUCAAGCCCUGGACGCUCACAGUCCAGGGGGAGGGGCUUCUCUCUGAGAUAUCUUACCAGAUCACCUAGAUGUGACGGCAGUCAAUUCCACUGUGGUAACGGAGCCUGUAUAUUGAAACGGUGGAGGUGUAACUCUUGGAAUGAGUGCGGAGACGGAAGUGAUGAAGUGAACUGUAGCGGAGGCAUUAUAAAGCCCACACCUCCUCCCCCUUGUGGCAAGGGGACAUUCCUGUGCCGGAAUACUCAGGGAAAAUUCACCUGUUUCAACAACUUACAGAUAUGUGACGGAACUAGAAACUGUCAAGAUGGAAGUGAUGAGGAGAAUUGCGCAGGUUCCACAUGCAAACACAUCAUGGACCUAGCUCUCCCUGGGACCAGCUCUAUGGCAAGCUGUAACGGCACCCUGACCAGCCCAAACUAUCCACAGCCAUACCAAGCUGAUCAAACCUGUGACUGGCUCAUACAGGCACCUGCCGGGAAAAAAAUACAGCUACGUUUCCAAGCGUUUGACCUUCAUGAGGACAUCAAUGCAGAGUUUGUGACAGUUUACGAUGGUCGUGAUGAGAGGAGUGGUGUAUUAGGGAAAUACACAGGAACCGGGAUCUAUAAACCUCCAAAAGUGAUAGAAACCAGUUCCAAUGAGUUGUUUGUGAAGUUUGUGAGCUCUCCUGAUUAUUCCAAGCCGAGGGACGGGUUCCUAGCUAGAUAUCAGAUAAAGGGGUGUUGCAUUGGUCAGCAGGAGAAGUGUUUUCAAGAAGAAGACUGCUAUGAACCAGAGGACCGCUGUGAUGGCACUUGGCACUGCCAGCUACAUGGAGGGGAUGAGAGACAGUGUUCAGCAAGCUGUUCAGGAGAUCGUCACUUUUCUUGUGGACACAAGACGACAUCUUGCUACUUAGAGAAAGAACGCUGCGACGGCACGGUUGACUGUAAGGUAGAUUUUGGUGAUGAAAGUAAUUGCGACCCCUUGAAAUGCGGUCCCCACAACGGCACCUUCCUGUGUAGAAACAAGAAAUGUAUCAAGGAACGGUGGCAAUGUGACGGCACUGAUGACUGUCAAGACAACAGUGAUGAGGUCAAUUGUUCAUCUUUGCCAUCCCUAAGAGUCAUCAUUGCAGCGGUAAUUGGCUCACUUAUAUGUGGGCUGCUGUUAGUUAUAGCACUGGGCUGUACCUGCAAACUAUAUGCUCUGCGUAUGAAUGAACAUUACGGGACCAGGAAUGAGACCCCCAUGACACGCCUUCAGGAGCUCUUCAAUGCUCGCCCUCCUCCACCCAACUACGAUCGUGCAAUGGUAACGUCACGCCCAUACGACGAAGUUCAGCAGGAGAUGCGGGCACAACUACAGGCUGCUCAAGAAGCAACAGAACAGCCAAGUGCCGCAAGUGGAGGGGGCAGCACUAUGCAAGAUGGGAAUGCUAGUUCCAAUACGAGUUCUGCAAAUUCGUCAAACAACGCACAGCACAGAGACAUGCUUUUAGUUUUUCCAGAUUCAACAAGUAGUGACUCGGACUCGGAGACUGAACUAGGAAGGCGCAUGAACCAAGUUAAUAUCUCUUUAGAUUCAGACAUCCAGGCAAGGUGGAGAAGGAAAAGGAAGAGUAGAACUAGAAGAGGAAAUGGAGGUGGAUCAAGUAGGGAUUCAGCAAGUCAAGCAUCUGGCAAUCCAGCAGGAUCGUCGAGGCAGGACCCAGGAAGGGGUGACCCAGAUCCAAAUAGGACAGACGCCUCUAGUUUGUUAUCUGCAGGCGAUACUGCCAGCACCUCCACUUGUACAGAUAGUGUGAUAGUCUCCAUGUGUGAAGACAACCCCAAGCCAGACACAAGUACAAUACAAACAAACCCAACUGAAGGGGGCGCUUGUGACCUAACUGCUCAAGAUGAACCAAACCAAUGUGUUACACCCAACAUUUUAACAAAUCAGAAUGGUGAGGCAGUUGCCAGUGAGAGCUGCCAAGCCAACUCUAGUAACAUUGUCAGUGACUCAUCCAGUGAAACAGCUUUAUUACACAGCCUUGGUGCAAAUGCUGAUGAUGACCUUCCAUCUAGUUCUGAUCUUUCUUCGUAUAGCCCAACACAGUCAGCUGAAGAGAGCCAUGGUCCAUUAUCUCACUCAGAGACAAGUUACCAGUCAAGACCCAACCAUGGAACAAUGGCAGAGGAUGAGGCAGCCACCCAUCUCCUUGCUCCUGAUGAUUUUGACUGUGAUGAUGAUGAUGUCCCACUGUUAGCAUAAAGAUGAAUAAGAAUUUUUGUAGAUUUUAGGAGGAAAGGUUUUAUUUGUGCUUAUUGUUAUCAUUAUUAUUAUUAUCAAAAAUCAAUUGUAAUUGUGUGUUCAAAGAUAAUUUAAAUUUUAACACAAACAUAUAAUUUUAGUCCAUAUUUUUUAAACAUGACAUUUUGUUUGACUUUGAUUUUAAAAAUAGAGGGUAAAAUUGCAAUUUGCUAAUCGCAAAUCAUAUUAAGGAUGUUCAGUUCCAAAAAAAAAAAAAAGAAAUGCAGGAUCUGCUUACCACUAAAGAAGUUGAUUUUUGUUUAAUUACUAAAGUGUUGAAGAGGAUUUAAGCAGUGCAGAACAAUAAAGUAAUGUGCAGGGUGGCCGUGAUUUUGAAAUAAGGAGCCCAAGUUUCUUUCCUUACUGAGAUGGGCUCCAAUAACAAAAAUCUGAAAAAAAAUUAGUCCAAAAUUUACAUAGGUAGUCCAAAAGACAGCUAGCCAAAUGCCCUGGUAAUGUGUAAACAAAAGUAAUAACAACUGAAAUUGCAUGACUUAUUUUAACUUAAGAAAAUUGAUGAUCUGGCAUUUAAAUAACUGUUAUAUUUAUAAGCUCUUUUUAAUCCUGAGUCACUGGUGGGAUGGUAAAACAAGACUGUAAUUUGUAAGUUGGUUUCACAAGAAGCUACUUAGACAUUUCUUCUUCACUGCCAAUUUUUUCAAAGAAGUUUAUAAACACAGCACAAAUACACAAGCAAUAGAAGUUGAUAUUCUAAAAGUUUUCAGUAUAGUUUCAAGAUUAAAACACGGUCAUCAAAUGGGGAUUCUCCACAAGGAGAAUUCUGGAUUAAGUUAUUGCUAUUUAAAGUUAACAAGAGGUUUUUAAUUCACUGACAAGUAAUAUUUGUGACAUUUGGCACAUUGUUUUUGUAUGAUAUGCAUAAUGUAAGCAUCGUACAACUGAACAUUUUGAGGGGCAUGUGUCACCCACCACAUCAGGAUUCACAGAAUUUUUUCUGUAGAAUGGAAAAUGCCCCCCCCCCCCCCCCCUAUUUUUUACUUGUCAGACGUUUAGGUUCAAUGGAUGUAGAUUUGAUGUUUAAUUUUGAACAAAUGCAAUAAAAUGUCUGUCGCCCUUACGAGUCCUCCAAGACACUAGUUUACAUAUGUAAAUAUAAUUUAUCCUGCUGUCAAUUUGACAGCAACAGGUGAUUGUUAUCAUGUUAAUUAAGCAUCGUACAACAAUUAAACUGCAAGCAAUUUUUACAGUACUUGUAUAGUGUACAAAAGGUUGACUUUGAAAUAUGUGUUAAAAUGUUGACUAUGUAUUGUUUUUGUGUGCUAUUUUCUGUAUCCUGGAUGUUAUAGGUAAUGCACUAUAAUUUCAUCCAGUUCGGUUCAUUGAGUAUGGUCAAUUGAAAUUUGAGUAAAUUGACAAGUCUUAGAGUCUUUUUUUUAAAGCUCUGUUGCUCUCAUCCCAAGGUUAAGAAAUUAUGAGAAACUUAUCUCUGUUAUCAGCAAUUACUAGACACAGCAAGAGGUGUGAUGAUGAUGAUUACUGGGUUGGUUGGCUGGUUUCCAGUAAAUUUUGAAAUUUAGAUUGGUUUCACAAAGUCAGCACUAUUUUCUAUUGACAUACCAGUGAUUUGGGUGAUUUACUGGUAAAUUUUAGCAGAAGCAUUUCAUUUUAGAAGUUAGGAAAGGCUGUGUGAAACUGAGCAAGGAAUUGAGAGAGAUGGUGAUCAGAGAUUCUGCUCAAUUCUUAGAUUCCCACAUGCUGAAUGUGCUGAUAGAUGAGCAGUGGAGGUGCACCACCAAACUGUGGACCAAAAACAUCAGAUUUUAUCAAAAGUCUUGUUUUUGUGAAGUUUAAUCAUCAUCAGUUGAAAGAUGUGGAUUUUUGCUGCUUUACAUGAUCAUGAGUAACUGGUAGAUUUUAUUUAUUAAUAAUAGCAAUAGCACUGUAUAUAAAACAUUGAUUUACACCCUUAUUUAAGUGCAAUGUAUUUGCAUUUUUGCACAUUAUCCUAGAAUUGAAAACAAAAGACAUCAUUUAUAUUUCAUGUAAUCAAGAAUCAAGAAAUGGCAAUUACUUACAAAAAUGAAUGGAUUUUUUUUUUUUUUUUUUUUUUUUUUUUUGUUUUUUGUUUUUUGUUUUUUCCCCACUUUUUAUUUAAAGCGAAGUAGAUAAAAAGGUGCUUUCUCAACAAUAUCAACAUAUCUGCUUUUCUGUUCUUGAACUGAUGACAUGCAACCAGCAGAAUAUAUAAUUAUGUUCAUUUUAUGCACAAGCUUACUACCUAUAGGAAAUUGUAUAUGAGUGAUUUGAACCUAUGGUUGAAGCCCAUUUAUGUGGUCCAAUUGCAUAUUUAGCAGAUCAGGCAGGUCCCUUAGAAUAGACUUUUUAACAGGAUUUUAUUUAUUUAUUUAUACAAUUCAUAUAAUCUGUUCUCUAUUUUGCCUUAUGGAAACAUUGUUUUUAUUAUUUUUUUAUGUGAUGGAUACUUACACUCUUUCAUAAUGGAAUUAUAAAAUCUGUUGAAAUUCUGAGAAAUAAAAAGUCAUGUUUAGAGUUGAA
Molecule: messenger RNA, 5075 nt
Organism: Lingula anatina
Lineage: Eukaryota; Metazoa; Brachiopoda; Lingulata; Lingulida; Lingulidae
Product: low-density lipoprotein receptor-related protein 12
Cellular component (GO): plasma membrane
Molecular function (GO): protein binding
Source: RefSeq, a predicted model, not a curated record